AUGUGUUGCGGCCACUGUCCAAGGUGGAAAGGAUGGGCAGCUGCUUACCUCGUUUGCUCCCCACUGCCGCUCAAGUCCUCACACCACAGGGGAUGCGUGUUCAUACACACACACACACUUACGUACCCUCAAGUGUUCCUUUCCUCCUCACACCACCUGCCUCACUAUUGCAUCGUUGAGGUAACCAGCAAUAUAUCAACCAAGCCCCACGUCUACCUUCCUCGAUCAACUCUGCAAAGGCUCUCACUCCUGGCAGGCACAAGGCUGAGCACUGUCUGUUCUUACCAAUCCUCUUUCCCUGCACAUCAGGAAAAGCCAGCCGGCCCCUAUUUUCAUUGA
Colletotrichum orchidophilum is the source of this 339-nucleotide messenger RNA. RefSeq lists its product as uncharacterized. Lineage: Eukaryota; Fungi; Ascomycota; Sordariomycetes; Glomerellales; Glomerellaceae. The record is from RefSeq and is a predicted model, not a curated record. The transcript has a single exon. The coding region runs from base 1 to 339 and encodes 112 amino acids.